This is a messenger RNA of Salvelinus fontinalis (brook trout), 2572 nucleotides long. RefSeq names its product WD repeat domain 93 (gene wdr93). Lineage: Eukaryota; Metazoa; Chordata; Actinopteri; Salmoniformes; Salmonidae. The record is from RefSeq and is a predicted model, not a curated record. Bases 389 to 2479 code for a protein of 696 amino acids. Gene Ontology annotation, biological process: electron transport chain. The transcript has 15 exons.
AGUAAUGGUUAAAGAGCUAUUGAAAUUUGAAAAAAUGUGAUUUGUCACUAUGUUGACGGUCCCUAACUGCUGUUGGUGGACGUAAGGAAAACUACAGGCGAAUAUCCGUCGAAUAUCCAACCUGAAACUGAUUUUACCUCGGUGUUAACUCUCACCGUAGCCAAUUAGCUUGAGUGCUGUUGGUUACAAGAAGCGUCGUAAAGGGAGGCGUUGUUGUCAUGACGACACUACACAACUCACCGGAAGAGAAUGUGUUGCUAGGUCAGUGCUUUACGGGAUCAUUUUCAUUUUCAACUUCCAUUGGGUAUGACCCAAAGAUCCAAUUUAGCAAAGAUCAUAUGUCAAGGACGGGAUUAGGCUUUGGUUAGCCAAUUUCUGACGUGAAAGGAUGCCAGUAUACAUCAGGAAAGGGCCUGCAGAUAUCCCCGAGCCCUCCGACAGCGGCCGAGGUGAUGACGAGGAGGAGUUGUUCCUGAGUGACCCGGAUCAAGUCCAGGACCAGCUCCCCCAGCCGUUCAGAAUGAUAGACAAGGUCCUGGACAGACUGGUAGACAGGGCAUGGGACUUCAUCUCAGAGAGAGAAACUGUCAGGGUCACAGAGCAAGCUAAUACAACUAUACCCAUUAUGCAGGUCUCAGGAGACGUAAAGCUCCCUGUGAGGACCAACUGCAUGGCCUGCUCUGAGGAUGGCAGGUACAUCUUCCUGGGUCACCCCCACGGCCUGUCUGUUAUGGCUCAGCCCCAGGCUAUCUCCUCCUCUUCCUCUCCCUACUGUGUGCCAGUAUGGCAGGAGGACCAGGUAGAGAUCACCUCUCUUCACAUCACCUGUCUGGGGGAGAUGGCCUAUCUGCUGGCAUCACUGGAUGAUAUGGGUGUUGCCAGACUCUUUGCUUAUUACUCAGAAACCAGCCACCUGAUAAAAGUAAUGAAUGAAACAGAUGACCUCAACCAGAGAAGUGUCUGUGUGAAGUUUGAACUGUCCAGAGGAGGAGACUACGGAGCUGCUACCAUCAGCUGUAAUGGUUGUCAGUGUUUAGAGGUGUACAGGUUCCCUAAAGACUCCUGGCUGAAAGAGCUGUCCCAGCAUGCACCUGGAGUAGGAGAUACAGGCAAACUGUCUCCUGUCGCCAUGCUGAUGAAGAUCAAACCACCUAAACCUCACACAGGCUCUACCAUGAAGAGUCCAUUUGAGGUGUUGCAGAAGACCGAGGACAGCAAUGUGAUUGGCUCAGGACAGAACCACCUGAUCAGCAGUCGCCAAUGGGAGGACCAGGACGCUGUGUUUAAGUCUGUAUACAGGAAGUACAUGGUUACUAACCCCAGCAACACUACAAACCCAGAGGACAGACCCAGCUGUGUGACCAGUCACUUCCUGCUUCCUGGAGGCCUGUUUCCUGUCCUGGGAGGAGUUAAGCCUCAGACAGGAGGAGUGGCUGUAGCUGUGUGUCUGUGGUGGAGCGGCAGCCACAAUCUGCUGCACUACUUCCUGUGUAAAGCUCCCAAAGACAAACCAGACCCGGAGCCCAAGCCUGAUGCGUUGUGGCCUAAUGCCCAGGAGAUCCUGUGUUCUGCUGUUAGCCGCUGUACUAGACACAUAACUCUGGGACUGGUUACUGGACUGGUCACUGUCUGGGACAGACACUUAGGUCUUCCUCUGUCUGUUGUCUCAGUGGAAGCAGACAGUGUGUUCAGCAGCAUAAUAUUUGUGGAUGACUGGCCUGGUACGGCUACUGAGGGCGUCCUACACAGCCAGGGUCCGAACCACAGCAGCACACAGGUCCAUCUACUGGUCACCUGUCAGAGUGGAGCGUGUCAUCAAGUCUACACAGGACGAGGACUGGACUCUCGUAAUGUCACACAACUAUCAGAAAGACCAUCAGAUCCAGGCUGUUUCUCCUCCCUCUAUAACUUCCUGUCUUCUAUCAGACCAUCAGAUCCAGGCUGUUUCCCCUCCCUCUAUAACUUCCUGUCUUCUUUCAGACCAUCAGAUCCAGGCUGUUUCCCCGUGGUGACUGCUGCUGUUCCAUUCCUCCAGCGCCUGGUGCUGAUCAUGCAGAGGAAUGGGAAGAUCUUCCUCCAAGACAUGGUAGAUAGGAGAGUAGUGUGCUGCUUCUCCCUCCCAGACACUCAUCUCCUGGCCAGUCCCUGGAGUCCUGUGUUUCUACUGGACCCCAUGCAGAAGUCUCUGCUCAUACCAGGUGAUCAGCGUCCCGGUCCUGACAGUGGGGAGGACGGAGGGAGUCGACUCUUUGUGUUCCGUCUCCAAGAUGCUGCUGUCGUCAAGCCGUACAGACAUGGAGAUGUCGGCAGAGCAUCAUCACCCCAGGGCCAAUCAGGGACAGGCGCCUCUAACUUGGAGGAAACAUGUAACCUCUAUUUCCAACAGAGGGUUGAAUCUGUGGAGGAGAGAAACAAAGUCAUGACUGAGACAUGGAACCAGCUCCAAGAGCAUGCCGCCAUGGUGCUCUUACAGAACUGACAUCACGCUGUUACCAUCUUACAGAACCAACACCCUGCUCCCCUCUUAUAGAACCAAUACCCUGCUCCCCUCUUACAGAACCAACACCCUGUU